CUAUCGCGUGUAUGGAACAAAAUGUAAACAAAAUUUAAUUUCUGUAAAUUUGAUUUUUACAACCAACUUGAUUUGAAGUAACUAAGUGAUCACAACCAUCAUCAAUCGAUCAACAAUCGAUCAUCAUAGUUUAAGAUCAGGGAUCAGAUCAACUCACUGAGAUGUCGUUGACGGGAAGCAAUGUCCAACUUCUACUAACAGAAGAUUUAUCACCUCAUAAGAUUUCAUUAUUGUUUUUGAUCCAAUUAUACUGUAAGAACAAGAUUCCUCCCCAGAGAAUAAAAUCAGUAUUAACAGUGUUGAUCAAGUUAAUUGAUAAUAGAUCAUAUAAAGAAGGAGAUGAAAAGAUUAUCAUACCGUCGUUACAAGACUUGAUUGAUUCGAUAAAGGAUAUUAUUCUUGAAAAUAGUGGUCCUAAUGAUGAAAAUAUUGAUAGUGAUAUAUUACAAAUACAAAUGAUUAUAUUGAAGUCAUUAUGGGAUAUAACAUCAGUUAAAGAAAUGGAUAAUAAUCUUUUAAACUUUUAUGAGAUAUUAGUUCCAGUUGAGACCAUCUAUACAAUCAAGGAAUCACCCUAUAAGAAGAUAUCAUCACGAUCCUUAUUAGGAUCUUUCAUUUAUAAAAUCACUAGUGCAUUUAAUGUUCUUAAGUUUGAUGAGAUAUUCUUAUUAUAUGAAGCAUUAGUUGGGUAUAGAGAGCCAUCACGACAAUUUUAUAUUGAUAAUGGAGGAAUUAUAGAAUCCAAUGUCCCCUUAAUGCAAAGAAAACAAGAAAAUGAUGUGAUAGAUGAUAAUGAUGAAUUGUUUUAUAAAGCAUUAAAUAAUCAAUUAGCAGAUAUGAUGGAUACUGUUAUACCCACCACCUCAGAAUCAAUCAUCCAACAAAAUACGAAAUAUCUUGCUGUGCCAAAACAUGAUUUACAAAUUUUGUUAGAUAAACAAAUUCAAUUAUUGGAAACUAAUGGUACUCCAACUCCUAUGAUUCUUAAAGAUAUAAUGACCCUAAUGACUUCCCCUAAUUCCAAUACUUCCCUGAUUCAAAAUGCCAACUUUAACAAUUUACCAUCAUAUUAUUAUAUUCGAUAUUUAGAGAAUUUGCAUCAAUGUGAUUAUAAUGAAGCGUUUAAAUCAUUACAUCAAUAUUUUGAUUAUAUGGUAUCAUCAAAUUCGAAAUAUUUUUAUCAUUUUGCGUUAAUUUCAAAAGCAUCAUUACAUGAAUUCUUUGGUGAAGAUGAACAAGCAAUAGAUUCUAUAGAGGAAGCGAUGUCAGUGGCUAGAGAACAUAAAGAUAAUUCUGCUUUAACCUAUAUAUUAUCAUGGUUAUUUAAUUUCAUGAAGAACAAACCUCAAUUAUGGAAUAAACAAACGUUUUUUAAUAAUAAUGAUGAAACUCAAUUAUUGAAUUUCUUAAUUGAAAAAUCAAAACUGGUUUCAUUAUCAUUAUAUUCUAUGAGUUAUAAUUUUGAAACUUUACAAAUCAUGAAUAAUGGAGGAUUAAUGAAUCAAUAUUUGGAAAGUAUUAUCAAAUCGACUUAUAUUGCUAUUAAUGAUCAGAUUUCUACAUUCACCAAAUCAAGUGAAACCAUGGCUAUGGUAUGGAGUAGGAUUGGUAAUAGUCAAUUAAGUAAUGUUUAUACUGAGAUAUCGAUUGAUUCAACUGAUGAUGUUCGAGCCAAGAUUCCUAUUUUGAUUCGACUUAAUUUUUUAAAGUUUUAUCGAGGAGAAACAGAGAUUGGAUUUAAGAAUUUAACUAAAUUAAAACUGGAAAUCAAUCAACAAGAAGAUUAUUCAUUAUAUAAGACUGUUUAUAUUCGAUGGAUGAUAUUAUUAAUUCAAUUGAAUUUAUUUAAGGGGAAAUAUCGGAUCAGUAAUGAAUUAGUUGAGAUUUUAAUGGAUAGUGAGAUUAAAGAUCUUGAAUUAAAACAUGAAUUAUAUUUAUUAAAUAUUGAAACUCAAAUCAGUUUAAAGAACUAUGCUAAAGCUAUGAAAUUAAUUUGUGAUAAAUUGGAUGGGAAUUUAAUUAACCAAAAUGUUUAUCUUAGUAUUAAGUUGAAUCUUAUGAAAUGUAAGUUAUUCAAUCAAAGUGAGAAUUAUUCCAAAAGUUUAAUAUUGUUGAUUCAACAGAUCCAAUUAGGGAAGAAGAUUGGAUUUACUACGAUUGUUGUGGAAGGAUUUGCUUUAUUUAUUUCAACCUUGAAUAAUCUUGGUCAUUAUCAAGAUUCAUAUGAAUUAAUGAAUCAAGUCAUGCCGAUGGUGAUUUCGAUUGGGGAUAAAUUAGUCAUAUCCCAAUGUUAUUUUGAAUUAGCUAAGAUUCAUUUUAAAUUCUAUCAAGAUAGAAAGGAUCAAGCAGAAGAGGAUGAGGAGAAUAAUGAAAAGUUGUUUCAUAAGGUUUUACAAUAUUUGAAUUUAAGUAUCUUAGGAUUUAAAGAUUGUUGUCAUUUGAUUGAAUUACAAUCAUGUUUUAAAUUUGAAUUAGAGAUUGCUCAAUUUAAACAAGAUCAAUUAUUAAUUGAACAUGCUCAAGAUUCAAUUGAUAAGUUAAAGGUUAGAUUUCUUGAAGAGCAUAAUUAUGGAUAUGCUUGAAAUGAUGAAAAAGCGGUGAUUAUAUUAUAUUUAGGAAAGUACAAAAUAAACUAUUAUAAAAGAUAUACAUAGGAGGGAGGAUGGGGGAAGAGAUUCUUCCAAUUUUUAUUCAUAACGCUGAUAGAUAUUAU
Messenger RNA from Scheffersomyces coipomensis, 2713 nucleotides. Its product is annotated as anaphase promoting complex subunit 5. The coding region runs from base 162 to 2582 and encodes 806 amino acids. The transcript has a single exon. Gene Ontology annotation, biological process: positive regulation of mitotic metaphase/anaphase transition; protein K11-linked ubiquitination; anaphase-promoting complex-dependent catabolic process. Gene Ontology annotation, cellular component: anaphase-promoting complex. The record is from RefSeq and is a predicted model, not a curated record. Lineage: Eukaryota; Fungi; Ascomycota; Pichiomycetes; Serinales; Debaryomycetaceae.